Molecule: messenger RNA, 582 nt
Organism: Trichomycterus rosablanca
Lineage: Eukaryota; Metazoa; Chordata; Actinopteri; Siluriformes; Trichomycteridae
Gene: mrps21
Product: mitochondrial ribosomal protein S21
Exons: 3
Coding region: 42-305 (87 amino acids)
Biological process (GO): translation
Cellular component (GO): ribosome
Molecular function (GO): structural constituent of ribosome
Source: RefSeq, a predicted model, not a curated record
CUUAGCCACAAGUUUGUAUUUUUACAGAGCACUGGGUGAAAAUGGCAAACCAUCUUCGCUUCGUAGCGCGGACCGUGAUGGUUCAGGAUGGAAACGUUGAUGCUGCAUAUAAAGCUCUGAACAGAGUGUUAUCACUGGAUGGAGUCAUUGAGACGGUAAAGCGUGGACGCUACUAUGAGAAGCCGUGCCGGCGCAGGCAGAGGGAGAACUACGAAAACUGCAAGAGAAUCUACAACAUGGAAAUGGCUCGCAAACUCGCCUUCAUCUCCAAGACAAACAGACAAGACCCGUGGCUUGGUUGUUAGUCAACGUGGAGGAUGGCUGCAACUGACUUUUAUGAUGACAAACUCAGUAUAAGGUUAAUGUAUAUGGGGAACAAUCUGCUCUGCCAGGUGGACAAAGCAGACCUGUGGAACGACAUAUGAAUUAUCUGGUCAGCGGCUACAGUUCUUUCACCUGUAAAUGAAAUGUAAAGUUGUUUUUUCACAUUGUUGCUGCAUUGUUUACACUUCCACACUUUUUAAUAUUGAUCAUAUGUGGCUGUAACAUAAUGCCAGCAAAAUAAAAAAACAUGUAUGUUGA